Messenger RNA from Hibiscus syriacus, 3763 nucleotides. RefSeq lists its product as uncharacterized. NCBI's taxonomy places the organism in Eukaryota, Viridiplantae, Streptophyta, Magnoliopsida, Malvales, Malvaceae. The coding region runs from base 479 to 3655 and encodes 1058 amino acids. The record is from RefSeq and is a predicted model, not a curated record. The transcript has 4 exons.
AAACGAAAAACGAAAACGAAAAACGAGGGAGAAGUGUAGAAAAAGCAGAGAACGGAAAUUUCAAGUCUUUGUUUGUGUGAAAGAUUUCAUUUCUUAUAUGGGACCUCUCUCUCACUCUUUCUUCCAUUAUCUCUCUAACACCACCCCAAAGCGUUCUACUUGUUUUUCUUUCUUCUCUCUCUAGAAACAAAAUCAAAUUUCAGGACUUCAACAAUUAUUCUUUAUUCUUUAUUUUUUUUGUUUAAGAGAGUGGUCCUGUAAAUCGGAAUCUCCUUCUGUUUGUUAUUCAAUCUGAUGAUGAUCUAAGUUCCUUUAAUGGUGUUACAAAAACACCCAUUUGGUUGUAAAAGCUGUAUUUUUUCUGUAAAGAUUUAUUCUUUGUUGAUGUUCUGGGGUUGCUUGGGAGCUAUGAAUUAUCUAUGAUGGGGAAAUAAAACAAUCUUGAAGGAGGAGUGAUUACAGGAUGUGGGUCUGAGGAAUGGGAACAAAAGUGCAGUCUAAAAGCUAUCUUCCAGGAUAUUACUCAAUGAGAGAUCUAAACGAUGAUUCUAGCAGUUGUAGCUGGCCACUUUAUUGCGGUGAUAAGACCUUGAUAAAUGGUCAGUAUUACAGUGGUUUUUUCCCGAGGGCCAUUGCAGAUGCAUAUCCUGGUUGUGAUAAGAAUGCUUUGAAGCGAAAGAUGCUUGAGCAUGAGGCAAUAUUCAGGACUCAGGUGUAUGAGCUUCAUCGCUUGUAUAGGACACAAAAGGACUUGAUGGAUGAAAUAAAAAAGAAAAAAUUACCAAAAAGUCAGGUUCCUGUUGGGCCAUCGUUUUCAUUUAGCCCGUUAGCUUCACAAAUUACAAACGAAGAUUCUCAUAAGUUGUGUAUCCUCAGCUUCCCUGUGGCAAACUCCAAUUGUGCUGGACCAUCUGUAUCUGGUGUUGAGCGUAGUCAUUCUCCCCUGAGUUUCGUGAAGGGAAACAGCAUCCAAGCUGGUUCCUUUCCGCCCCAAAAUGGAGAUAACUCGAAUGAUGUUGAGGUGGUAGAAUGCAGACCCGCAAAAGUGGGAAGGAAAACAUUUGAUCUUGAACUUCCUGCGGAUGAGUACAUUGAUACUGAAGAAGCAGCACAGUUCAAGGAUCACACAGCACCCGGUGAUGUUGGGAAGGCUGGUUGCUUAGGUGAUACUUCAAGAUCCAAUACAUAUUUGCGGGGAAAAAAUAGUUUGGUCGACUUGAAUGAACCUAUUCAGAUUGAAGAAACCAAUGGUUCUUCAUACUCUCACUGCCAAGAUCCCGAUUGUGGAGGCUGUGAACCAUCUGUGAAACCAAAGCAAGAGCUUCCCGGUUUGUCAAAAGAAAUUUCUAUCAACUCUCAUCGCCAAAGUGAUAAUUGGUCCAUGAAUAAUGUACAUGUUGAAAGCAAUGGAAAUGCUAGAGGAUUCUUUCCCCAUUUGCUUGAAGCAGAGCAUUGUAAAGCCAACUUAAUAUCCACUUCUCAAGGUUUUCAGUCCGAGAAGUUGCCUGUAUUGUCUCAGCAGUUAAAGGUUCUUUUUGACAAAGCUCAUGAUCCUCCAACUUUUUCGCUAACUGGUCAAAGCAAGGCAGAGCUCUCUAGAGAGACAACGGUUCACAGUUUAGAAGUUUCCGAAAGAAAUUGUGAAAUCUCCAAUAACAGUAAUCCAGGUUCAAUCAUGACUUCCGACGUACCCAGUUUGAAUCCAUUUACUUUUUCCGAUGCUGUAAAGCAAUGGUCUCAUUCGGUUUCUUCGUGGGAAAAGCCUUUCAGUCACCUGAAUUCGAUGUCACUUCAGACUCGCCCAUUUUUGAAUUCAUCUAGUUCUUUUAGUAAGAGUUCCAUGAUGGCACCGCAAAGCAAUGAAAUUUUCUGGGAGAAGUGGCAGGUGAGUCGCAAUUCUAAACUUAACCCUGGUUUUGGAGGUGAAUUGCCCAAUCGAAAUGGAUGUUAUAAUGGAUCAUCGUCCGGGUCCAAGGAACCUGCAAUUUGCUUCCCUUCCAUCAUUUAUGAUUACCCAAAAUGUAGUAAUGAUAGUAAGGGGGUCUUUGAGCACUUUACUCAUGAUUCAACUAAGCUAUACAACUGGCCAAAUAGUGUUAAUAUGAAGUCCAGAACUGAUAUGAAUUUGAAUGCGCUGCUUUCUAACGGUUCAUCUAUCGAACCGGUUUUGCAGCAAGGUCGUCAAAUAGAUGGAGGAAGAAAGCAUGAGGACCAUCUUCCAGGUCUGCCAUGGUUACGAGCCAAGCCUGCUUGUAAGAAUGAGGCCACUAGUGAAGGAAGGGAUUUCCCUGUUGUAGAGUUGAGCUUCUCUCAAUCUUCUACAAAGCAGUUGACCUUAAAAAAUGAGAUUAGAGAUGGUUUCAAUCAAAUUUUGACACGAAAUGUGAAAUCACUUCUGUUCUCUGAUAAUGCCAAUGCCAGCAGGAGUGAAAUAAGUGAAUUCCUGCGCAGUAAAAUGAUUCUAGGGACUCCUCUUUAUGAAAAAUGUUUUGUUUCUAAGAAUGAGUCUUCGUUGACCUCCCCAUUCGUAUCUGUUCCUGCACCAUUUGAAGGUGAAGCAGAAAAUAAGGAGAGAAAUAGGUUAAUUGAUAUUAACUUACCUUGUGAUGCAACGAUUCUCGAUGUAGGCCAAGACUCUGUUGCAGAGAACUCAGCCUUAGAGAAGGAAACAGAGAGAAAUUUAUCAAGUCGAAGACCUGAAAUUGAUUUGAACUCCUGUGUUGAUGAUAAUGAAGCUUCUUUUACACCCUCUGGUAGGAGCACUAGCAUGAAGAUGGCUGGGGGAAUAGAUUUGGAAUCUCCACCAGCUCCGGAGCUUGAGGAUGUUAUUCACGGAGAAGAAUUGCCAGAGAAGGCAUGUGAGUUACCUUUGCCAUCAGUACAAAACAAAGAUGACUGCUUGCAGGAUGAACUUAUUAAAAGCGCAGCUGAGGCAAUAGUUGCCAUCUCGUCAUAUGGUCUGUGCUGCCAUUUGGAUGAUGUCAAUCUCAAUCCGUCUGAGACUUCUGAGAUAGACACCCUUAAUUGGUUUUCUGAGACGAUUUCCUCUUUUGGCAAGGAUCUUGAGAGCAAGUUUGAGGCUAUUUCGAUAGUUAAAAUUGUGGAUCAAGAUGAAUCUAUUUUGGAAGAAAUUGAUUACUUUGAAUCUAUGAUUUUGGAAUUAGCAGAAACCAAGGAAGAGGAUUACAUGCCCAAACCUCUGGUUCCUGAAAACUUUAAAGGGGAAGAAACCGGAACUACCCCUUUGUUAACAACCCGAACACGGAAGGGCCAGGGAAGGCGAGGAAGGCAGUGGAGGGACUUCCGAAAGGACAUCCUUCCAGGCCUUGCUUCCCUAUCAAGGCACGAGGUAACAGAAGAUAUUCAAACAUUUGGAUGGCUUAUGAGAGCAAUGGGACAUUCAUGGCAAUCUGGACUGACAAAAAGAAAUGGCACCAGAAGCGGGCAUGGUAGGCGGAGGCGACUGUCAGUAGCUACUAACAACUCCUCUCCUGCUUCGGUAGCUGACACAACGUCCACGACAUUGGUGCAGCAGCUUAACGACAUCGAAGUGAGGUUGGAGGAUAGAAGCCUUACCAGAUGGGGGAAAACAACUAGACGGCCUCGCAGGCAGAGAUGCCUUGCAGGUAAUUCUCCACCUCUUGCCAAAACCUAGUAACAAAUACAGGCUUUUAAUGUAUUAAUUGAGAAUACUAUAGAGGGAACUAGUUCAUUGUGUAAGACACUAAUUUUUUAGUUCGCAUUUUUUUUUAUUAUUAUUAUU